GCGUGUGUAUGUGUGUAUGUUUUAUUUACCUACUUUUUCUUUCACAUUUUCUGUGAAUUUAUUAUGAAUUUACUUUGUUAAACUGAACAAUACUUAUACUGAACAUAAUGUCUGUAACCCCUAGUAAAGCCGCACUUAGUUUAAUUAAUAAUUUCAAGCCAAGUAAAGAACUUACAACUCCAAACAAAGAUGCUAAUUGUAUGCAGCGAACAGUUUAUAAACACGUCGAAGCUCUCCACCAGUUAUUAGUUGAAUGGAUAACAAAACGCAACAGUACUACCUUGCCCUGCAAAACGAUCACAAAGUUGAAGAGUCCGAAGAAUGUUACUGAAGAUUGUGAUUACGACGAGUAUCCACCAGAGCUAGAACCAAGAACUACAGCUCUUGUGUGUGCUCUAGAUUUCUUUACAGGAGUUGUUGAACGAAUGGAGAAGACCACAAAACAGUUGAAAGCGUCACUGAAGUUGUUUCCGAGUGACUCACCUGUGACUUGCUCCUGGCUACCCCACAUGAUUGAAGAUGAAGCCAACCGAAUGUUAGAAUGUUUGCAAAAGGAAUUACAAAUCAAACAAAUUGUUACUGGUAUGUAA
Molecule: messenger RNA, 590 nt
Organism: Plutella xylostella (diamondback moth)
Lineage: Eukaryota; Metazoa; Arthropoda; Insecta; Lepidoptera; Plutellidae
Source: RefSeq, a predicted model, not a curated record